CGGCCGAACUUAACCUCCUGCAGGAACCAAGUGGCUUGGGCCCAGCGCUCGCUCAUCUCCAGCGCACGCAGCCUGGUGGGGCUGCCCACGGAGCUUGACCUGGGGUAGAACCUGUCCAGUUGCGCGUGUUCCAGAAGUCCGACUACCUUGACGUACACUUGGGAGAGCUGGCUUUGAGCCGCUUCUAGCUCCAAAGCGCCCGCCCACCUCCUGCCGCUCCCCAUGCACCUGCCCGGCUGCGCGCCUGCCAUGGCCGAGGGGAGCUUCUCGCUCUCUGGCCACUUGCUCCGCAGCCCAGGUGGGAGCACAUCGAGGCUGCACAGCAUCGAGGCCAUCCUGGGGUUUACUAAGGACAACGGGAUCCUUGGCACCUUCCCGGCGGAGCGGGGCUCCAAGGGCGCGAAGGAGCGAGAGAGAAGGCUGAGUGCGCGGCCUGCCUGCCCCAAGUCCCCCGGGGAAGGCGAGGAGCCCUCGCCCCCGCCAGCCCCAGCGCCCAUCCCGGAGUACGAAGCCUCUCGUCCCUAUUGCCCCAAGGAGCACGGAGAGGCACGUCCGAACCCAGGGCUCCCGGUCGGGCCAGCUACCGGCGACGCUAAACUGUCGGAGGAGGAGCAGCCGAAGAAGAAGCACCGGCGGAACCGCACGACUUUCACCACGUACCAGCUGCACGAGCUGGAGCGCGCGUUCGAGAAGUCCCACUACCCCGACGUGUACAGCCGCGAGGAGCUGGCCGGCAAAGUCAACCUACCCGAGGUCCGGGUGCAGGUGUGGUUCCAGAACCGACGGGCCAAGUGGCGGCGCCAGGAGAAGCUGGAGGUGUCGUCCAUGAAGCUGCAGGACUCGCCCCUCCUCUCCUUCAGCCGCUCCCCGCCCUCCGCCGCCCUGGCGCCCCUCGGGGCGGGCCCGGGCGGCGGCGGCGGGCCUCCCGGGGGCGCCCUGCCUCUGGAGUCCUGGCUCGGGCCGCCGUUACCCGGCGGGGGCGCCACGGCGCUGCAGAGCCUGCCGGGCUUCGGGCCGCCGGCGCAGACCCUGCCCGCCAGCUACACGCCGCCGCCGCCGCCGCCGCCUUUCCUGAACUCCCCUCCGCUGGGCCCCGGCCUGCAGCAGCUCGGGCCGCCGCCUCCUGCCUACCCGUGCGGCCCCGGCUUCGGGGACAAGUUUCCGCUGGACGAGGCGGACCCGCGCAACAGCAGCAUCGCGGCUCUGCGCCUGAAAGCCAAAGAGCACAUCCAGGCCUUCGGGAAGCCGUGGCAGGCCCUCUAGGGGACCUGGGGAGCGUGCUGGGAGCCGACCCAGCCGCGCUCACCGUGCCCGCACCUCUCUCCCCGGACCUCUCACUCGGCCCCUCUCCGCGCCCCGCCUGCGCGCCACCGACCAGGCUGGGGGCCGGGCCACGCAUCUGCUCCAGAUGCAUGGGGCGAGGCCAAGCCUCAGCCCGGAGAGGACCCCAGGCCUCCACCACGGACCCUCAGUCCUGCUUCCAGAGGGGAAGAGACUGCCUGGCUCCCGCUGACCCCAUUCCUGCGGGCGCCGGCGCCUCCAGGCCCAAGGGGGCCCGUGCUCCCGACCUUUGCAAUUCCCGGGGAAGAGGAAAUCAGAAAAAUAGAGUUUGAGAAACUGUCUAAGUAGGUUCGAAGUAUU
Heterocephalus glaber (naked mole-rat) is the source of this 1641-nucleotide messenger RNA. It is a transcript of the gene Rax, whose product is annotated as retina and anterior neural fold homeobox. Gene Ontology annotation, molecular function: RNA polymerase II cis-regulatory region sequence-specific DNA binding; DNA-binding transcription factor activity, RNA polymerase II-specific. Gene Ontology annotation, biological process: positive regulation of transcription by RNA polymerase II. The record is from RefSeq and is a predicted model, not a curated record. Lineage: Eukaryota; Metazoa; Chordata; Mammalia; Rodentia; Bathyergidae.